Messenger RNA from Monopterus albus (swamp eel), 508 nucleotides. RefSeq names its product cytosolic sulfotransferase 1-like. The transcript has 4 exons. NCBI's taxonomy places the organism in Eukaryota, Metazoa, Chordata, Actinopteri, Synbranchiformes, Synbranchidae. Bases 5 to 484 code for a protein of 159 amino acids. Gene Ontology annotation, molecular function: sulfotransferase activity. The record is from RefSeq and is a predicted model, not a curated record.
CAACAUGGUGUCUUUUUUCCAUUUUGAUCGCAUGACCAUAGUUCAUCCAGAUUCUGGCGACUGGAAUAGUUACUUCCAGAGAUUCAUGGAAGGAAAGAUGUCGUUUGGAUCCUGGUAUGACCAUGUGAACGGCUGGUGGGAGAAGAAACAAAUGUAUUCAAAAAUUCACUACAUGUUCUAUGAAGAUCUGAUUGAGGACACUGGACGAGAGCUAGACCAACUCUGUUCCUUUCUUGGUUUGUCUCCUUCACUCGAGGAGAAGGAAAGAGUCGCAAUUGGAUCCAAGUUUGACAAUAUGAAACAAAACAACAUGACUAAUUAUUCCACAGUGCAUACGAUGAAUCAAAAGGUGUCUCCUUUCAUGAGAAAAGGAAUAGUUGGUGACUGGAAGACCCAUUUCACUGUGUCCCAGAAUGAAGAGUUUGACAAAGACUACAAGCAGAAAAUGACAAAUCCCACACUGAAGUUUCGCACUGAAGUUUAGAGGCCCAGUCUGGCUGUGCAAAAC